GCUGCCGGCCGCCGGCAGGACCGCCUCAGCGCCCUCAGCGACGACCUCCUCCACAAAAUCAUCACCCAGCACCUCCCCGUGACGGAAGCCGCCCAAACCGCCGCCCUCGCCAGGCGCUGGCGCAACCUCUGGAGCUCCACCCCGCUCGUCCUCCGCGACGCCGACCUCCCCGAGCCCGCGCGCGACGCCGUGGUCCCGCGAGUCCUGGCCGAGCACCCAGGCCACUUCCGCACCGUGGUCCUCCACGACUGCAGGCUCGCCUCCCUGGACCGUGAGCUCCCCGGCUGGCCGCUCGUCCUCGCCGCCAAGGACACCCAGAAGCUGGAUCUCCUCCCGAACCAGGUCGACCCCUUCCCGUGCAUCCCCGAGGGCAUCCUCCGCUGCGGCACGCUCAAGGAGCUCUCGCUGGGCUACUGGGACCUCUCCCGCGGCGCCAACAUCUCGCUUCCCCACCUCCGCUCCCUCACCUUGAUAAUGGUCGUCAUAAGCGACCAGGACCUCGAGCACCUCGUCGCUGCCUGUCCCGCGCUGAAGACCCUUCAUCUCAGCAGCACAGGACCUGCGCACGUCCGUCUCCGCAGCCCAAGCCUCCACUGCGCGCUGGUUGGGCUGUGGAUGGUGGAGGACUUCGCGGUGGUGGACGCGCCGCUCCUGGAGCGCCUCAUCUUGUUUCUGCCGCCGCGCGAUGAUGGUGUUGUAGUAAGGGUCAAGAUUGGUGGUCAUGCAGCCAACCUGCGGGUGCUCGGCCACCUGAAUACAAGAGCUCACAGGCUGCAGAUCGGCGACAUCGUCAUCCAGCGUAACACAAUGGCGAGCACAAGCGCUGUGAUUCCAAGCGUCAAGAUACUGGCGGUGGCGGUAAAUUUCGAUGUCCUCUCGGAGGUCAGGACGCUGGCCAGCUUCCUCAGAUGCUUCCCCAACGUUGACACGCUGCACAUCGAGUCUGCCGUGCAUGGUUUUUCUAUAGUUGCCAAUGAACCCUGUGGGGAGAUUCAUGCCAGGUUCUGGGAGGAGGUCAGUCUGGUUGAAUGCUUGAGAUCGCACGUCAGGAAGAUGGUCAUCCACAAAUUCCGAGGGGAUCAGAACGAAUUCCGGUUCCUCAAGUUCGUCGCCAUGAAUGCCAAGGAGCUGCAGUCUUUGCACGUUGUGUUGCAACAAGAAAAUACUUCCUCGACUGACAAGAUGAAUGAGACUGAAGAUAAUUUGCAGAGUCUAUGGUUUCGAACAGGGAUCUCUGGAGUGCUGCUGGUGCGGCCUACAGUGGGGUUUACUUCGAUCUUGCAGAAAGCAACUGAUCUCACAUCCGACGACCCUUUUCGCUUCUGAAUGCAUGGUUACUUCGCCCUAUGCUUUCAUGAUUGGUCCGCUCCUUUUGGGGAAUCGCUGACUGUAGAUCACCCCAUUUCCUGUGUAGCCAUGACUUCUCCUGAGAUAUGGCUGAUUUGAACUACCAUGAAUACGUAAGUAACAUUGAAGAAGUAUCCGUAAACAA
This is a messenger RNA of Lolium rigidum, 1492 nucleotides long. Its product is annotated as putative FBD-associated F-box protein At5g22720. Lineage: Eukaryota; Viridiplantae; Streptophyta; Magnoliopsida; Poales; Poaceae. Gene Ontology annotation, molecular function: protein binding. The record is from RefSeq and is a predicted model, not a curated record. The annotation marks the transcript as partial. The transcript is spliced from 3 exons.